Molecule: messenger RNA, 4609 nt
Organism: Acanthaster planci (crown-of-thorns starfish)
Lineage: Eukaryota; Metazoa; Echinodermata; Asteroidea; Valvatida; Acanthasteridae
Molecular function (GO): N,N-dimethylaniline monooxygenase activity; flavin adenine dinucleotide binding; NADP binding
Source: RefSeq, a predicted model, not a curated record
UUGCAUUUCGGACAGACAGGUCGGAGGCGUGAGAUAUGGUGAUUCGUGGUGGUACCCAGCUGAGUCGGUUGGGCCAUAAAAAUCGUCGACGUCAAAAUGGCUUGUUCAUGAUACCAAAUAAGACAGUGUCGAAUGAUCCUUUCUGGUUACUGUGCCGACAACGCCAUAUCGCACAGCAAACAUCAAGAUCGUGUGCCCCAUUUUCACUGCAGGACGUAUUUUGUCAAUUAAUGCUGGAAUGACACCCCCAUCCUAUCUACCCCCCCCAAAGGUCAGAUCCCUAAGUAAGACGGAUCCUGAAACCCAACGGUCUAUUACAAAACCCCUAGAAAGCAAAAUUCCAGAACAAGAAAUCAGUUCGUGGAGGAAAAAAGCCUGAAUAAAUUUACGUCUUUACGUUGCCGGUUCAGCUGGGUAACUGCAGCCUAUUUUUUUUCGUACAGUCAUCGUGCCCCAGAGGGCGCUCUUCGUAAACAGCGGCUUUAAAACAAUGACAUGACGGCCACUCGUACCAUGUUCAAAGGGCAUGUUACAUCAUGAUCAGAUAUGCUUUACGUGAUGUGCAUUUUUAUGCAUGCACCGUAUCUCACACCAGUUCAGUGCUGUCCUUGUUUGAACCACACAGCUGUGAAUAAUUAUGCUGUGAUCAUCGACAAGGUGUAAGACAAUAGAUGUGACUUCAAAACACCGAGUGUUUUGACAUUGACAGCAAUACGGUGAAUUCCCCAUCAAGACUGAUCAACGUACAUGUAAGAACUCAACGGACGUGAAAAUGAUGAAAGUUGCAGUCAUUGGCGGCGGCGCAGCGGGGCUGUGCGCGGCGAGGUACCUCAGCGCCAAGCCCAGUUUGUUCCAGGCGACCGUUUACGAGCAGUCGGAUCAGGUCGGAGGCACCUGGGUGUACAGGGAUGAUGUAGGCACGGAUAAGUAUGGCCAGCCUAUUCACUCAAGCAUGUACAGUCGGCUCAGGACUAAUCUUCCCAAGGAAGUCAUGCUGUUUCCGGAUUUGCCAAUAGUAGAGGGCGACAAAACAUCCUUCAUAAAACACUCGGAAGUCUUACAGUACCUCAACCGAUAUGUUACGACAUUUGACUUGCACAAGUGUAUCCAGCUUCUGACGCGAGUUGAGUCGGUCAAGCCGGUCACGAAAAGUGGCAAAACUACUUGGGAAGUAACGGCAAGGAGUGCAGUGGACCCUGACUCUUCUCCAUCUGUCAACCAGUUUGAUGCCGUCAUGGUUUGCAAUGGACAAUAUGCUGUCCCCAACUGGCCAAUCAUACCGGGUUUGGAGACCUUCACUGGGAAAGUGAUCCACAGUCAUGACUAUCGACAUCCGGAGCAUUUCCAAGGCCAGACGGUGGUGUUACUUGGUGCUGGCAACUCCGGCGUGGAUAUUUCACUCGAUCUCCAUGUGCACGCGAAGAGGGUGUACCUCAGCCAUCUACACCCACCAGUCCAGGGGGUUCUCCCAGGCAAUAUGCAGCAGGUUUCAGGCAUCAAAGCGGUGCGGGGCAGCAGUGUUGACUUCUCGGAUGGUCGGAGCGUGGAGGCCGAUGCGCUGAUCCUGUGCACAGGUUACCUGUACAACUUCCCUUUCUUGACGCCCGAGUGCGAGGUCACGGUGGACAGGAAGCGCGUCAGCCCGCUCUACAAACACGUCAUCCACACGAAGUUCCCCUCCUUGUCGUUCGUCGGGCUGGUUUGGCGGGUCUGCCCAUUCCUGCUGAUGAGCUGCCAGGUGCGGUUCGUCAUUUCUGCCUUGGAGGAGAGAAUGACUCUCCCAAGCAAGGAGGAAAUGGACGCAGACACCCAGAAGGACUACGACUAUCGCUGCAAAGUGCUGAAAAUGCCCCAUCACUACGCCCACAAACUGGGUGAUAUGCAAUGGGAAUACUGCAAGGAACUGCUACGGUUGGCCAACGUAGACGAAGAUGAUGCCACCAAACCCAUCUUUGAAGAGCUUUACGUCGACUGUGCGCACUGGAGAAAUGAAGACCCACUCAACUACAAGAACCGCAGAUACGAGCUGACGGGCAUUUAACCAAAUUUAGGUUUAUGGGUAUGCACCCCUAACUAGGCUGCCAAAUUUUUCUCAUGAACGAUAUACACGCACCUUCAUUACAUUAUGACUUACUGGCCUGUUGUAAAACCUCUGUACCAUUAAUCAAACUUAUAUUAAGUGACGCAUUAAUGAGGAAUUUGUUGGAUAAAACCAACAAAGUUGUACAUACACUGUGCUCGUCCCGUACGAGGUAAAGUGUUCAAAUUCUAGAUGAUUUUUUUCUUUCCUUGCGCUUGCUUUCUUUGUUUUUAGCUCUUUUCUGAACAGUUAAGAAAUCAUUUGACGUCUACCGCAUAAAACUGAAAUACACACAGAUGAGGUGAUAAAUUAGGGUGGUGUUCCUUUAUCGUAAAUGGCUAGGAGAGUUUUUCCAUUCCUCUGUGAGCCCUGCACAUGGUUGAUUAAGCAGUUGAUGAAAUGUAGCCCGCAACAAAAGUGGCCAAGCGACCUACAUACAUUUACAUGUACACGAAAAUGUAUUUCUUCUACGCCGCCUCACAUUCUGUACCUGGGAUGAAGCCACAAUUUUGAAAUGUUAUUUUCAUUAAAGAAGCUUUAAAAUUGUUGCACUGUAAUUGGGUGGGUUUUGAAGCUCCAGGUAAUAUUUUUUAUGUUUUAGCCUUUGUAAUAUGAAUUAUAUCAUAAAUUAUUACAUAAUGAAUAAUAUCUUGACCAAGCCUCAAUAGUUUUAAAGCCUACACAGAAAUAGUUAUCCAUAUAGUGUAUACACCGUACGGCUGUUUGAUGUGCCUUCUGGUUGAAAAAAAAAUUACACUUAAUAUCUAAGUAUUGUUUCUAACGCUCACAGUUAUUGCCCUAUUAAAUUCGAUUGCGUAUCCAUUUGCAAUUUUUGGGGGGUUAUAAAGAGAUACAACAUUCAGGUGUAAACAAAUUUCAAACUGCUCUCUCUUGCAAAGCAAUCUGGAUCACCAUAGGCAAUAACGACUGUUUUAGUCCGGUCGACAGUCUGGAUGCCGUGAUUUAACUUGCCAUAUUGCGGAGAGUGGUAGAGGCGGAAACAAGUCAUUCAAGAGUGGGCCAAUGUGGAAAAGUUUAUUGUGCGAAAAAUCCGGGAACCUCUGAUGAAUUAUUCAAGAAGAUAUCUAUAAAUGCUUUUUUUGGGGGAAGGAAAUAAUGACUUUUGGCUUGGGUCAUUUUCAGCUGCCAAAGUCCAGACGGUACAAAUAAGAGGACCGGUCAAGCACAUUUUUAUUCCCUUGGGCCAAUAAUGUGUACGGUAUGUUUAUUCAGGGCUGUAAUAAAUACUCAAUAGCAUGCCGAACACGUUUUCCAAGAUAAGGCGUUGCCCAAUCAUUCAGCAGUUUUCAUAGUAAUAGAUAAACAGGUAUGUAACGGUUACAGAAUUUGUUUAUUUAACAAUUCAGCAUCCUUCAAUGAGAAAAAUGUGGAGGUUAGCGAGUCGAUUGGGAGGCUUCUGAUCGAUUGGAUGCUGGGUGCCGUCGCGGUGGUUUUGUCUGAGUUCGGAGAUUUCGCGAAAUCUCUUCAGCAUCAUGUCAUGGACUCCCUCAGUCAGUGCAGAGACGUUGUCUGCCGUCUGGCCUUCGGUGGGAACAUUGGGCAAGGUGUCCAGCACGAUAGCAACUGAUAGAUGAAGGAGACACCAAAAUACUCAGUGAACGGCAUUCAUUUACAUACACAUGCUUAUUCUCAUUUGUGGGAAGUUUGAAGCAGUUGCUGACAAGUGCGCACUCUGGUUGCUACUUUGGAGCGCAUGAUUCACAGUCUCUUAACUUUUAAAAGUCUGUGAAUUGUUAUCGGACUCGGAAAGGUCUAUAGACACUGCGUCUUUCUGUUUUGCUUCUUUUGAAAUUAUAUCCAAUUACAUGUUUACAUCAGCGAUUUCGUUUUUGAAAUUUCUUUAAUUCCUAAUUUUUUUUUACGCCAAUGGAUUCAUGCAUUUCUUUUCAGACAGCAUGUAGACACAAACCAUAGGAGCUUCUUUUAUUUUUUUAAGGUUCAUCGAAAUAAAGUGAUUUCAUCUUCGGCUCAUGUUUGCAUUUAAACCUAGUAAAAGGAAAGUCAUCUUUGUCAAAUUUAGUUCAAAAAGUUUAAAGAGUGCACCUUUAUCAAAGCGGUACUUCAAAGAAUCAAACGUGUUUGUACGAAGACGCAACAACAGGCACUAUUGGAACCUGCAAAGAGUAGAGAAUUAUCGGAAAAUAUCAACGCACCAACGCGUUGGCCAAUCACAAUGCGCGAAACCUGUCGACCCAAUGCGCGUUUGGAAAUGGUCGACAAAUUUCGCGCGUUGUGAUUGGCCAACGCGUUGCAAACUCUUGGAGGCGCACUCUUGUGAAUCGCCCGUAUUUAAGAUCCAAUGUCAAAUGUAGUGUAUAAGUAUUAUAAUACGAGUUGUAUGCUUUGGAAAUACAAAGGAACUACAUGCAGACAUAAUGUAUUUACUUUCCCUGAUCUUUUUCUAGCAACUGCAUAGAAGUUUCAGACGUAUAUGUAGUUAAAUCUUUAAAAGAAAUCGUUGAUCUAGCCAUUUGGCGAUUAAAGCAACCCACUGGCUAUUAUGAAUAA